UAGCCAGUUCAAUAUAGACUAGCUUCGCGUAACGUUCGGGCUAGAAAAUCGAAUCGAUUGAUCAUGUUUUCGCUAUUUUUGCUGGCGCUGUCUCUUUUGACAUUGGCGUGGUUCUAUAUUAGGCACCAUUAUGACUUUUGGGCGCGACGCGGGUUUCCCUACGACAAGCACUCUGGGAUUCCGUUCGGAUGCUUGGACAGCGUCUGGAGGCAGGAGAAGAGCAUGGGCCUGGCUAUCUAUGACAUCUAUCGAAGGAGCAGGGAGCGUGUGCUGGGGAUUUACUUGCUCUUCAGUCCGGCGGUCUUGGUCCGCGAUGCCGAACUGGCACGUCGCGUGCUGGCCCAGGAUUUCGCCAGCUUCCAUGAUCGAGGGAUCUACGUGGACGAGGAGAAGAAUCCGCUGUCCGCCAGUAUAUUUGCCCUACGCGGUCAGAGCUGGCGGGCCAUGCGGCACAUGCUGUCGCCUUGUUUUACCUCCGGCAAACUAAAGGCCAUGUAUGGCACCUCCGAGGAUAUUGGCGACAAAAUGGUGGCCCAUCUGCAAAAGAAGCUGCCAGAGCAGGGCUCCGAGGAGGUGGAUCUGAAGAGUGUGAUGCAAGACUAUGCCAUCGACAUCAUUGCCUCGACCAUCUUCGGCCUGGACGUGAAUAGCUUCGAGAACCCGGACAAUAAGUUCCGCAAACUGGUGUCGAUUGCAAGAGUCAACAAUAGGUUUAAUGCCCUAUUCGGUAUGCUGAUUUUCCUGGUGCCCUCCAUAGCCAAGUUCCUGUUCAGAAUGGGACUUCAAAACCCAGUUGGUCUGGCCAUGCUGGAGAUUGUCAAGGAAACCGUUGAGCACCGCGAGAAGCACGGAAUUGUGCGUAAGGAUCUGCUGCAGUUGCUCAUUCAGCUAAGGAACACGGGCAAGAUAGAAGAGAACGAAUCCUUUAGCAUACAAAAGACACCCGACGGUCACAUCAAGGCCAUUUCACUGGAGACCAUUACCGCCCAGGCGUUUAUAUUCUACAUUGCUGGCCAGGAGACCACUGGCUCGACUGCAGCCUUCACCAUCUUUGAGUUGGCCCAGUAUCCGGAGCUGCUGAAGCGCCUGCAGGAUGAAGUGGACGAGACGCUGGCCAAGAACGACGGAAAGAUCACCUACGAUGCCCUGCACAAAAUGGAGUUCCUGGAGCUGUGCUUCCAGGAAACCAUUCGCAAAUAUCCCGGUCUUCCCAUUUUGAACCGUGAAUGCACCCAGGACUAUACUGUACCCGAAACCAACCAUGUAAUACUGAAGGGCACCCCAGUGGUGAUCUCGCUGUAUGGUAUUCACCACGAUGCCGAGUACUUCCCGGAUCCCGAGAAAUACGAUCCCUAUCGGUUCGCCGAGGAGAGUCGCAACUACAGUCCCACCGCGUUUAUGCCCUUCGGCGAGGGUCCCAGGAUUUGCAUUGCCCAGCGGAUGGGUCGUGUGAAUGCCAAGCUGGCGAUCAUCAAGAUCCUUCAGAACUUCAACGUUGAGGUGAUGAGCAAACGCGAAAUAGAGUUCGAGAAUCACGGCAUAGCCCUGAUGCCCAAACACGGAGCUCGAGUGCGUUUGUCCAAAAGAGUGCCCAAAUUGGCCUGAACCCUCCACACUGAUGAAAUACAAUAGUUAUAAGUGGCAGUUAAUUCAUUUUUGAUUUAAACCAAUCCCUUAUCGCUGAUAUGAUAAAUAAUAAUCCCGUUCAGCAAAUUGUCAAAACAUUAUGUAAUAUUUUGUUGAUAAUUUGUAUAAUAGAUCGUGUAAAAAUGUUUAAUUGAUUAACAUUAAUUUAUACAAUAGUUGUAGGUCAUUACUAACAAAAAUCGUACCUUUAAGAAUUAAAAAAAUUUAAAUGUUGUAUACA
Messenger RNA from Drosophila elegans, 1867 nucleotides. It is a transcript of the gene Cyp6d4, whose product is annotated as probable cytochrome P450 6d4. The transcript has 3 exons. Gene Ontology annotation, molecular function: oxidoreductase activity, acting on paired donors, with incorporation or reduction of molecular oxygen; iron ion binding; monooxygenase activity. NCBI's taxonomy places the organism in Eukaryota, Metazoa, Arthropoda, Insecta, Diptera, Drosophilidae. Bases 64 to 1605 code for a protein of 513 amino acids. The record is from RefSeq and is a predicted model, not a curated record.